This is a messenger RNA of Penaeus chinensis, 1139 nucleotides long. Its product is annotated as lachesin-like. NCBI's taxonomy places the organism in Eukaryota, Metazoa, Arthropoda, Malacostraca, Decapoda, Penaeidae. The annotation marks the transcript as partial. The transcript has 8 exons. The record is from RefSeq and is a predicted model, not a curated record. Gene Ontology annotation, cellular component: neuron projection.
CAGGAGGAGCCUUGUCUGAAGAACCCUACUUCGUUGAACCCAUACAAAACGUCACCAUUGCUGCAGGAAGGGACGUGAAGCUCUCCUGCGUGGUGGACAACCUCGGCACGUACAAGGUGGCGUGGAUCGCCUUCGACAAGUCAGCCAUCCUGACGGUGCAGGACAGCGUGAUCACCCGGAACCCGCGUGUCAAUGUCUCCCACGACGGCCAACGCACCUGGACGCUGCACCUGUCGAAGGUCAACGCCUCUGACGCCGGAACCUACAUGUGUCAGGUCAAUACUAUCGUCGCCAAGAGCCAGUUCGGAGUGCUGAACGUUGUGGUCCCUCCAAACAUCGUCGACAGCCAGAGCUCCGGAGACAUGAUGGUGCAAGAAGGUGCCAACAUCAACCUCACCUGCAGUGCCACGGGGACACCGAUGCCCUCCAUUACCUGGCGGAGAGAAGACCAUGAGCCAAUCACCAUUAACAAGACGUUGCGAGUGACGGAAUAUAACGGAGCCAACCUUCCGCUGACGAAAAUCAGUAGAGUGGACAUGGCUGCUUACCUCUGCAUAGCUCGCAACGGCGUCCCUCCCAUUGUCAGCAAGAGAAUCCAAGUCAGCGUAGAUUUUCCACCCAUGAUGAGUAUCCCGCACCAGCUUGUAGGCGCCCCCUUGGGUUACAGCAUCACCCUCGAAUGCACUAUCGAGGCUCACCCCCCCGCCCUCACCUACUGGACGAGGGGCCAGGAUGUCAUGCUUCACCCUAGUCGCAAGUACAGCAUCGAAGAGAGGUUUGGGAAGGUGUCAUACUGCACGCAUAUGAAGCUCACCAUAAGGAGUUUGAAGGCAGAAGAUUUUGGCUCUUACAAGUGCGUCGCCAAGAAUUCACGCGGCGAAACGGAGGGACUCAUAAAACUCUACGAGACGGACCCCCCCACACCCGCGCCCACGAACCCUCCUUCGUACAUCGAAAAACUGUUUAAAGACAUCCACCACAAGACGACGAACAGCGUGGCGGGCAAGGGUGAAGACGGGAAACUCUACCUGGAGAACCACUUCGAAGAGGGGGCCAGAGGCGCUGACGGGGACCUGGGCGAUGAGGACGACCUCUUCGGCGCCCACGACCACCUCGAGUACGACAACGAGCUCUCUGAA